Echinops telfairi (small Madagascar hedgehog) is the source of this 3240-nucleotide messenger RNA. RefSeq names its product pygopus family PHD finger 1 (gene PYGO1). The coding region runs from base 1 to 1242 and encodes 413 amino acids. NCBI's taxonomy places the organism in Eukaryota, Metazoa, Chordata, Mammalia, Afrosoricida, Tenrecidae. The record is from RefSeq and is a predicted model, not a curated record. The transcript has 3 exons.
AUGAAUAUUCAGGACGUAGACUCUAUUGGUGGUGAUAGUGGACUGGAUGGGUUAGGAGGACCAGGUGUACAACUUGGAAGUCCAGAUAAGAAAAAACGCAAGGCCAGUACACAGGGGCCUUCUUUUCCUCCAUUGUCUGAGUAUGCUCCACCACCCAAUCCCAACUCUGACCACUUAGUGGCUGCUAAUCCAUUUGAUGACAACUAUAAUACGAUUUCCUAUAAGCCACUACCUUCGUCAAAUCCCUACCUUGGCCCUGGUUAUCCUGGCUUUGGAGGCUACAGCACGUUCAGAAUGCCACCUCACGUUCCCCCAAGAAUGCCUUCCCCAUACUGUGCUCCUUACUCACUCAGGAAUCAGCCACAUCCAUUUCCUCAGAAUCCUUUGGGCAUGGGUUUUAAUCGACCUCAUGCUUUUAACUUUGGGCCACAUGAUAAUUCAAGUUUUGGAAAUCCAUCUUACAAUAGUGCACUAGGUCAGAAUGUUGUCAACAUGCCUAAUCAACAUUUUAGACAAAAUCCUGCGGAAAACUUCAGUCAGAUUCCUCCACAGAAUGCUAGCCAAGUAUCUAACCCUGACUUGACAUCUAAUUUUGUCCCUGGAAAUAAUUCAAAUUUUACUUCUCCUUUAGAACCCAAUCAUUCUUUUAUUCCUCCCCCAAACACUUUUGGUCAAGCAAAAGCGCCACCCCCAAAACAAGACUUUAGUCAAGGAACAACCAAAAACACCAACCAAAACUCCUCUGCUCAUCCACCUCACUUAAACAUGGAUGACACAGUGAACCCCAGUAAUAUUGAAUUAAAAAGUGUUAACCGGAACAACGCUGUCAACCAAGAGAACAGUCGUGCCAGUAGUACGGAAGCUGCAAAUAACACCCAUGCAAAUGGGACACAGAAUAAGCCGCGACAGCCUAGAAGCGCAGCAGAUGCAUCCACCUCUGAAAAAAGCAAUAAAUCCUCUCUCCACCCAAGCCGUCACGGCCACUCAUCUUCCGACCCAGUGUAUCCUUGUGGGAUCUGUACAAAUGAAGUGAAUGAUGAUCAGGAUGCCAUUCUGUGUGAGGCAUCCUGUCAGAAAUGGUUUCAUCGGAUCUGCACUGGAAUGACUGAAACAGCCUACGGCCUUCUAACUGCAGAAGCAUCAGCAGUGUGGGGCUGUGAUACGUGUAUGGCUGACAAAGAUGUCCAGUUAAUGCGCACUAGAGAAACGUUUGGCCCACCUGCUGUGGGCACGGAUACUUAAUCAUAGGCGUGAGCUAAAAUGCUUUCCCCCGGUGUAUCACGAAGGUUCAGUGAAACAGGAUUUUAGUGUUUUACAUUAUUUUUAAAAUUCACACGCUAAAAGAUUAUUUACCUUUUAGUUUUUAUUAAUGUUACAUGUUAGUACUAAUACAAGUUUUUAAUGAUCUCUUUUUGCUAGCUGAGAAUAAUGUAUGUGGGAGUGCUAUAGAAGAAAUCAUACAAAUAAAUGUUCAUUGUUAUUGUUUAUCAUAAACAAAAGCCUCUUGAUGCUUCAAAAAGAGAUAUUGCAAAUGUAGGCAAGUUUUAACUUUUGAAAGUUAGAAUCAUUGAAAGAAAUACUUCAUUGCUGAACUUUGAAAGUGCCACAUUCAACCAUUAGUUCAAAAAGCUUUUCAAGGCUAUAUUUAGCAUGUUUUUAGAACAAAAUGUGCAUAGCUAUAAGAUGGGGCGAAGCAUGGGUGUUUUUAAUGGGUGCUUUAAGAAGCAUUAGAACAUGAUACCAGGUUUUCCAACCUAGACUAGGGUGCUUGAAAUUAGUAACUUUCCAAGUCAGUUUUGCAGGAUAUCUGUUUGUAUGACUAUGAGACAGAGCUUCACAUAUAGGAGAAAUACCAUAUUUAUUGAUUAACAAAGAUUGUACCAUAUGAAAUUGCUAAUAUUUAAUCAGCUGGAAAUUGACCGCAAUAGUAAGAGUUAAUGUAAGUAUAUUUCCAGUUGUGCUGUUUAUAGUUAUAAUAGGGUGAUGCUCUUAAAUUAUCUUGGGUUAUUCAGUUGUUUUUAGUUUUCUAGAGAAAUAAACAGUGUUCUCAGUAAAUUGUGAAUACUCUUUUAUAACUUUAAACUGGUAUAUAUUGCAAAUAAGGCAGGUGGAAAUAUCAGUUCAGCCUUAGAGGGCUUUGCUUAUAAAAGAACUACUCAGUAGUGGUUUGAAAAGUUUUGUUUGGAACCAAAAAUGUGUCUCAGAGGACAUCAAAAUUAGCUUUAAGAAAAGAUCAAUGGAGAGCCAAAUAGAAAGCUAACUAACAUACCUAAUCAACAUUUUAGACAAACUCCUGCUGAAAACUCCAGUCAGGUUCCUCCACAGAAUGCUAGCCAAGUAUCUAGCCCUGACUUGGCACCUACGCCUUGCAGCUAGGAGUGUCUGUUGUAACUUGGGGAAGUACAAAAAAUGGGCAAGAAAAGAAGUACCUUCUUGAGAGAUGAUAAAAAAUGGAGACCAUUUGAGAUGUGCGCCUUAGAUUCAAAACUGGAGGAAAAGAAAAAGAUUCAAAAUAGCAAAGCCAGUGUUUGGAGUGUAUCAUAGCCUGUGAACAACAGUACUGAAUUACAUUUGCAGUAAUUUAUAUCAUGGUUCAACUUGAAGCUCCGAAGCAUGCCACCCACAUUAUGAGUGCAACCAAAAAAGUGAUGAAGACUGUAAGCCUGGUAGUCUGCAAAUGGGACAGUUUAUUACUAAAAUCUGAAUGAAAUAGGGAUAGCAACAGCAUGUUAUAGAGAAAUUAAAAACAUGCAUGAAAAUUUGAUUUUAAAACGUGGUAACAAACAAACAAAUAGUACAGCACUUGACCUCCUAAGUCACAAGCCACCACUGAAAAGUCCAUUGAAUUGGGCUUUGAAAUUCUGUCACAUUCACCAGACCUUAAUCUAAUGGAUAUAUUUUUCAUUAUUUGUAGCAUUUGGUAAGGAACAGCACAUUACCCAAAUGAGAAGCAAUAACUGGAUUAUUUCAAGAAUUUAUUCUUUCUGACAAAUGGAUUUUAUAAAAAUGAAAUAAAUGUUAAUAUCCUAUUGGGGAAAAGCUAUUGAUGAUGUUAUAUACUUAUUUUUUUAAUGCCAUAUUUUAAUUUUGACUUAUAAAAACAGCAAUUUCAUAUGGUACAAGUUAGUAAAGGUUUUUCUCCGCUUACCUUUCACUGGUCAAAAGUCAGUACAAAAUGUUUUCAAAGUUUUAAAAUACAGAUAUUUACAAUUUUAAGAAAUGAAAUUAUAUUAACUUUAG